UGAGCUCUAUACAGGGGAUGGGAACCGACUUCAACAGAACUACCCAAGAUUUUCCCAUGUUAAAAGUACUGUGCAUCUGCGAACAUGCAUCAUGGAACUAUAGCUUCUUUUAACUGGAAGAUUUGGAGAGUUGCAUGAGGGAGGACAAAAUUUCAUGGACAAAGAAGCAAGCCACUUGGAGAAGGACUAUGUUCAUAGUGUGUAUGAGAAGAUUGCCUCUCAUUUCAAUGACACUCGCUACAAGGCCUGGCCCAGAGUACGGCAGUUUCUUCUAGAACAGGAAUCUGGCAGCCUUAUUGCUGAUAUUGAAAAAAUCGUCUUCAUUUUAGAAAAAAAUCGUCUUCAGUUCACUCCCACAGGAUGUGGAAAUGGGAAGUACCUUUGUAUCAACAAUCAAGCCUACAAAGUAGGCUGCGACUAUUGCCUGCCUUUGGUAGAAUCUGCAAGAGAACAGAGCUAUGAAGCUAUGGUCUGUGACAGCCUGCAUCUCCCAUAUCGCAAUCAAUGUUUUGAUGCCAUUCUCUCCAUAUCAGUGAUACACCAUUUUUCCACAAAAGAACGCCGCAUUCAAGCAAUAAAGGAAAUGGCAAGGAUUCUAAGAGUGAGAGGAAAGAUGAUGAUUUAUGUAUGGGCAAUGGAGCAAAAGAGGCGGAAGUUUGAAAAGCAAGAUAUUUUUAUUCCAUUGAACCCUGCACCUCCACCUGCACAGUCUUUGGAGAUGAAAGUAAUGAAUGAAGAUAAAUCUUUCCAGCAUAAUAAUAAUGUUAUUCAUAAAGACAAACCAUUUAUUUGUAACCAUGAACAUAACAUCUAUGAAAAACAUGUAAAGAAAAGCCAGAAUUCCAUUUUGGGAAGGGAGAAUAUAUUGCUGGUUGAAAAAUGUUUUAAAUUAUGGUUGUUUUCUCAGUCACUGAAUUCUGUGCUAAAAUUUAGCAGCAAUAAUAGAACAAAGACUCCCAAUGAACUAUGGUUGUAUCAAGAUUAUUCUACAACAUUUAAAGCAAAUAAUGUGAUAAAAUCAUUUGAUCACCUGACCAGUUUUGUUUCUGAUGAGUUCUCUUAUGGACAGAGUUGUGAAGAUGUUCUAUCCAAAUCCCAACCAUCUAGCUAUCUUAAUGGUUCAGAGACUGAUGCACAAUUUUUUGAAUAUCCAUGUGCAGCAUCUUCUGGAAUCCCAGAUUCUCCUGGCUUACUAUCUAGCUGCAUUGCAGUUUCUUCACCAGAUCUUGGUUCACAGCUUCUGUUCCAAAGUAAGCUCCACAGUCGCCCCAAGAAAAAUAAAUCAGCAAGCUGCUGUACUCAUGAGAAAAACAGACAUAUUUUGGGUCCACCAAUACAGAGCAGUUUAAUCACUGAAUCCAAGAACUGGACUUUGGAGGCACAGGUUUUGUCAACGGACAAGGAUCAGAUUAAUUUCAAUAGUGCUUGUCUCAGAUACUAUCAUGUUUUUAAAGAAGGGGAGCUUAUUGAGCUCAUAGAAAAGUACACUGAAGAUUUGAAGAUAAUUGAGACAUAUUAUGAUCAUGCCAACUGGUGUGUAAUUGCAGAAAAAAUAUGAGUUUGCCAAACUCUAAAUUAAACGAUAGCCAUAUCCCUGGCAAACAAACCAAAAAACCUGAUAUCAUUUAUCACUGUACUGUUUAAAUAUUUACACAUUAUUUUCAUUUGAGUUGAUUUAAUUUUGUGGAUUACUUUAAUAUUGAAGUUAGUGAUAACACAGUACUUGAACAAAGUGCACUGCCAAAUGUUAGUAUAGUAAUGGUUAUACUUUAAUUCAGUACUUCCAUGUGCUUUGAUUACUAAAUUGCCAGGAAUUAACAAAAAAAACUAACUUAUUGUACAUUAUAAUAAAGUAUUCUAUUAACUACAAUGCUGCUUUGUUUGUUUAGUGGGGGGGGGGGGUUAAUGUGAUGUAUUCUCAGAUUAAAAUCUGUUUAGCUGAAAUAUUUAUUAUUGCCCAGACCUGUAACCAUUCUCCAGUGUCCCCAUGCUUCACCUUCUGAUUAGCUAAUAUCCAGAGUCUACAAAGCACCUCAGAACCCCCACAACUUUAGUGCCUGUAUAUUUACGAUAGUAUGGCCAGAUCAGAAAUAGAAUCAGAUUCAACAUCACUGGCAAAUGUCAUAAAAUGUGUUGUUUUGUGUGGCAACAGCACAUUGCAUUACAAAAUAAAAAAAUACUCUAAGUUGCAAUAAAGUGUGUGUGUGUGUACCCACUCGGGGGAGGCACUGGACCCCUUUGAUCUACACUAAUUUUGACAAAUACAUCAUAGAUACAUGAUGGCUUGGAAUGACAACUGUUCUUAAUGAGACUGUAAAAGACUGCUGAGGACAGAGCUGAGCACAUCACAGAACCCCCCCCCCCCGAGUGUCUGUCUCUAACCCUCUCCCAUUGGGUAGAAGAUACAAGCCAUGAAAGCAUAUACCACCAAUACCACCAGGCUCAAGGAUAGCUUCUAUCACACUCUUGGAAGUCUAUUGAACUGUCCUCUAGUAGGAAAAGAUGGACUUUUCAUCUCAUUCUACCUCAUUGCACUUUAUUUUCUGUCUGUAAUGCAUCUUCACUGUAACACUAUUCUGCAUUCUGUUAGUUUUCAUUUUGUACUACCUCAGUGCAAGGGACUAAAGUUUUUCAUUGUACUACAGAACCUAGAGCACAAGACCAUUGGACAUAGGAGCAGAAUUAGGCCAUUUGGCCCAAGUCUGCUCCACCAUUUAAUCAAUGCUGAUCCUUUUUUUCCUCCUCAGCCCCACUCCCCAACCUUCUCCCUUUACUUUUACUUUAUUGUCACCAAGCGAUUGAUACUAGAGCAUACAAUCAUCACAGUGAUAUUUGAUUCUGCAUUUUGCACUCCCUGAAGUACAAAGUAAAUAUAAUAAAAAUUUAAAUUAUAAAUCAUAAUUAGAAAAUAGAAAAGGGAAAGUAAGGUAGUGCAAGUCAGGUCUGGAUAUUUGGAUAUUUAACCUUUGAUGCCAUGUCCAAAUCAAGAGCUGCCUUAAAUACAUCUAGGCUGCACAGCUACCUGUGAUCACAAAUUCACCCCCCUCUGGCUAAAGAAAUUUCUUCACAUCUGUUUUAAAUGGAUGCCCCUCUAUCCUGAGGCAGAGCCCUCUUGUCCUAGACUCCCUCACCAUAGGAAAAUUACUUUCCACAUUUGCCCUGUCUAGGCUUUUCAACUUUUGUAAGGUUUCAAUGAGAUUCCUCCUCCCCCCCGCCCCCAUCGUUCUAAAUUCCAGUAAGUAUACACCCAGAACUAUCAAAUGAUCCUCGCAUGAUAACCCUUGCAUUCCCAGAAUCAUCCUUAUGAACCUCCUCUGAACCUUCUCCAACGCCAAUACAAUAUAGUUGAGGAGCCCAAAAUUGCUCGCAAUACUCGAGGCAAGUCCUCACCAGUGCCUUAUAAAACAUGUGACAAUAAUAAACCAAUUUACCAAUUAUUUCUCUCAGGUUUGAUAACUGGCUUAUUUAAUCAAACUAAUCAAAUUAUUUGAUCAGUGUAGUUUUUCUUAGCAUUUAUAUUAAUGACAUUUUAUGCAAUGACAGAAAUGCUGCUACUUGGAAAAUGAUCUUAAACCAAUUAAUGGUCAUAAAUAUAACAUUAAAAUUAUGAGAGAUGGGAUAGUCAGAAUCAUGUGGAAGGGGCAUCAAAAUCACUCAAGGUUUAAGGUCAAAGGAAGGAGUUUUAAAGGGUAUCUGAGAGGAAUGUUCUUUAUACAGUGGUUAAUAUCUGGAGCUUGCUGCCAAAGUGGGUGGUGGAAUCUGAUACAAUUGCUACUUUCAAGUGAUCUUAGACAGUUAUUUAAAUAGACAAGGAUUAGAAAGGUACAGACCUAAUGCAGGCAGAUGGGAUUGGUGUAGGUUGGCAAAAUGAUCAGCAUUGAUGUGGUAGGCUGGAAGGUAUGUUUCAGUACUAUAACUUGGCGUAACUUUUGUAACAAAUAACACUUGAAUUCAGCCCCAUCUGACAGUCCUUUGUUAUUUAAGUUGUUAAAUCAUAGCAAGGUAUUGGUCAAAUAAUGCAGAUUAUUUAGUUAGCAAUAAAAUAGCUCUAGUGUUGAUGUUGAAGAAAGUUGCCCACAAAAACUCAAAACUUUUGCCCUUGUUUUUGUCAUGCAUCUGUUCUAAUGCAGCAGUUCUAAGUCACCGCGUAGAUUGUAUGUCCAAAGAUUUUCAAGAAUUCUCUCAUAUGAUAAACCAGGAAGCAGUGGUGCAAUUUUUAACCUUCAAUUUGCAUAAGUGCAUGAGAAAAAUAUUUGAACAAGCAACAGGUUAAAAAAAAUUAGCAUUAGUCAUUUUCAUUGAAUUUGAAACAUGUCAAUACGUGCAAUAUUUUUUCAGGUACAGAGGCUUCAAAUGCAAGGAUAUAUAUCCUUUAGUUUGUAGAUAUCCAAUGUUCUUAUUAGAUUAGAAUUUCUACAGAUUACAUAACUGAAGACUGCAGAACUAUGCCUUCUACAGAACAGGGGAAUAUUGAGUACAAUUUUUGGAUUUCCAUGUUAAUCUUGCACGAAGUUGCUCUCAAUUUCAUCAUGACAAUAUCUUGACAAUCAUGACAAGAUGUCCCCCGCUUUACACACUUGGCUUUUACAAAAGACCUACAUUAGUAACCUCGUUUCCCAUUACAAAGAGGAUAUUCGCAUUUAAGAACAUUUUCCCCAUAUAAAUUAAUGGUUCUUUGCUUUACACCAUUUCGGCUUAAGAAAGAUUUCAUAGGAAUGCUCUAUCUUUGUAAAAGGGGGGGGGGGGGUAAUACCUGUAAACACUUAUUAUUUUACUAUCUCCAGGUCUGGCAAACAACUUUUGAUUGCAUUACUACACAAAAGCAAUCUUCUUCAGUGGUUUUGUUAAACAUUCGAGCUAUUAGUAAUUUAAAGGCAAUGCUAGUUAAGAAGGUGAAAAGCAGGACCUCAAGGGAAGUAAUUUGUGGAUUGCUACCUGUGCCAAUGAAGGUAAGAAUAGUAUGAUUUGGCAGUUGAAUGUCUGGCUGAAGAAUUGGUGCAGGGACAAGGUUUCAGAUUUUUAGACCAUUGGAAUCUCUUCUGGGGAAGUUUAAGAACUGUUCAAAAGGUAUAGGUUAUGCCUGAACUUGAGUGGGGGGGGGGCGAUAUCCUUGUGAGCAUAUCUGCUAGAGCUGUUGGGGAGGAUUUAAACUAAUUUUGCAGGGGAUGGGAACCAGAGGAUGGGGUAGUUGGUAUAAAGUGAUUGUGAGGAAAGAUAGCAUAAUUGCAAUCAGAUGGAUGGGUUGAAAUGUACCUAUUUUAAUAAGGGUGAUGAAUUUAGAGGAUGGUUUAAGAACUGGAACCACAAUGUUGUGGCCAGAGAGAUUUGAUGUUACAAGGGCAGGAAUGGCUGCUGAAUAUCUCAGUGUUUAGAUGUUUCAAAAGGGAGGGGAGGGAGGUAAAAGAGGUGGGGGAGUGGCAUCACUAAUCAAGGUUAAUAUCACAGCUAGAGAAAGGGAAGGCAUCAUAGAGGGAUCAUCUACAGAGUGAGUGUGGGAGGAAGUCAGUAACAGGAAGGGAACAAUCACUAUUGGGAUUAUACUAUAGGCUCCAAUAACAACAGACACUGAAGAGUAGAUCGUGAGGCAGAUUUUGGAAAGGUGCAAAAAUAACAAAGGUACUAUCAUGGGUGACUUAAACUUCCUUAAUUGUUUUGUACCUCCUUACUGUAAAAGGUGUCCAGGAAGAAUUCCUGUUGCAAUAUGUUGACAGGCUGACUAGAAGAGAGGCCAUAUUGGAUCUGGUACUAGGCAAUAAGCCUGGUCAGGUGACGUAUCUUGGCGGAUGAGCAUUUCAGAGACAGUGACAACUCCCUGACCUUUAUCAUUUUAUUGGACAGGGAUAGGAGCAGAUGGUAUGGGAAAGUAUUUAAUUGAGGGAGGGAGAAAUAUGAUACUAUUAGGCAGGAACUUGGGAGUAUAAAUUGACAACAGAUGUACCCAGGGAAAUGCACAAUGGAAAUAUAUAACUAUAUCCACUACUAAGCUAACAAACCAAGAAAACUCAUUGAUUUUUAAAUAUUUACUUUAAAUGUUGAAGUAAUUUUACUGUUAAUAUUUUUUGAAUUUGUUAAUGUCAGUGAGAUUCAGAAGCAAUCCACAGCGAUAUGCACUUUUGACAGCAGCAGUGCCAGGGACAUUUGCCUAGACAUGUGAAAGAUUUUAUGGAUGACGUUCUUUCUCCCAACAUGAUGGCACCACAAUAUACAAGGCCUUGUCAUCUGGGACUUCAGGCAGCCAGCUGAUAAUAACAGUAGCUGGAAAACUUCUCUAAUGCCAGUAUAGAUCACUGGCAAGUGCAGGCAUUUUGGCACAGACAAGAAGUUCAGAUUCAUUAAUUCAAGUGUAAGAACAGUAAAGCUGGUCUGAGCAGUCUAUUACAGUAUAUUAAAGCACUAUUGAAUAAAUCUGCAUUAACAAAUCUAAGAGAACCUGUACUUAAUAUAUUCAUUAUUUACUUGUACGAUCAGUGAUCUGCUAAUCUCAGAAAGAGAGUUCCAUAAGCAGGUGGCUGGUAUCCAAUAUUAAAUCUACACUUCAUAUGGUUAAUUUCAGUUUAUAAGAUUGAGAGUUCAUUAUUGUUUUCAGUAGUGCAUUCUUACGUUUGAAAAAUCUUAUCUGCCCACCUGAUAGGCUAAAAGGUAGUUUAACUGCAAUGGAAUAUCAUCAGUGUUAUGUCAUUAAUAUUAGUACAGCAUGCCUAUUAGAUAACCUAUUUUAGGUUGGUAGAGCUUUAGUACAUGAACUAAAUGAACAGCAAAAUUAACUUAAAUAUCCUUUGUUGUGUGAGAUACACCCACACCACCUAGCCCAAUAGCCCAAUUAAUGUUUUUGGGUUAUUCCUCCUCAUUACUGCUGACAACACUCCACAUUUAGCGAGUGUUGGAAAACAAUCCUUAAGAACUGUUACAAUGCUUUUGUUACUUCGUUCAAUAGCAGUUGAAGAAUUCCUGCUACUAUUCUAAUAUUGGCAAAGUGGGAGUUCUAUGUCUCAUCCAUGCUCCAAGUUCAGUAUCAUAACCAUGUCCCUAAAUACUUAAAUUUCUUUCUCAACUGUAAAUCCAGGGCCUCCAAGGUUUCCACCUACCUUUUGACCCGAUCUGUCCAUUUACACAAAUUUUCCCAUGCCCAAAAGAAUAUUUG
Molecule: messenger RNA, 7141 nt
Organism: Hypanus sabinus (Atlantic stingray)
Lineage: Eukaryota; Metazoa; Chordata; Chondrichthyes; Myliobatiformes; Dasyatidae
Product: probable tRNA methyltransferase 9B
Exons: 5
Coding region: 155-1558 (467 amino acids)
Biological process (GO): tRNA wobble uridine modification
Cellular component (GO): cytoplasm; nucleus
Molecular function (GO): tRNA binding; S-adenosylmethionine-dependent methyltransferase activity
Source: RefSeq, a predicted model, not a curated record